UUCCUGCAAAUUGAGCAGAGCAGAGUAGAACACUUCAAACUGCGGAGCAGCACAAUGCAUUGGCUUGAGCGAGGAGGCAUCAAGCAACAGAGAACGAAUUAAAACAAUACGUUUUUCAUUGAAGUUUACAACAAGAAAGAAGGAAUUGUAAAAUAACUUUGGGUGUUACCUUUGGAAAGUUGGAUAUCGCAUCAUAACGCACUAUUGGAGGGACUGACUGAGACUUGCACCACUGUGAGAAGAGAAUAGAGAGAAGACACCUUGGUUGAGUAGAGACUGUACUCGCCCGUUGGGAAGCACCCUAACAAGCAUUAAAGCUACACCCUAACUAGCCCCUAUAGCCUACAUUUCAAUAUCCAUCUAUCUGUGUUGAACUCUGGCUAUCUGCACUGUUAGACCACAACCAGUCCCAGUCCUAAACCCUAGUUGAGCCCUAUCCUAACUCCCAACUAGCCUCCAUGCUCUUCAACCAGUCCUAAACCCUAGUUGAGCCCUAUCCUAACUCCCAACUAGCCUCCAUGCUUUUCAACCAGUCCUAAACCCUAGUUGAGCCCUAUCCUAACUCCCAACUAGCCUCCAUGCUCUUCAACCAGUCCCAGUCCUAAACCCUAGUUGAGCCCUAUCCUAACUCCCAACUAGCCUCCAUGCUCUUCAACCAGUCCCAGUCCUAAACCCUAGUUGAGCCCUAUCCUAACUCCCAAUUAGCCUCUAUGCUUAUCAACCUCACCGUGUCCAUCAAGGAGUCCCGUGCCUUUCAUGGAACGCCACCCGCCAGCCCUCGCGGUGUUGCGCCCCUCAUCUUGGAAGUGACAGCCAUGGAUACCCUCCCUCUCCUUCCUGGCGCUAAACCUGUUCCCCUACCCCUCACCCCUGCUCAUACUCCUCCUCCUCCCCCGCCGCCUCCUCCUCCCCCACCUCCCUCCUCUCCUCUAACCCAUAUGGACUCGGCCCGUCACAGCCGGCUAAGGAAGCUGAACUGGGAGCAGAUCCCUAAGGAGAAGGUGGAGGGGAGGAAGAGUGUCUGGAGUGGAGCGGCUACGGAGGAGGAAGAGUUCCCUAUAGAUCUACACUCUCUGGAUGAGCUGUUUAGACAGAAGGACAGUAAACCUCAGGACAGACCCGGCAGUUUGAGAUGGAGGUCUGUGCUGAUGCGAUGCAGUUCACCCCAGGACAAAACCACGGAUAAGGUCUCACUACUGGACUCCAAACGCAGUAUGAAUGUUGGAAUAUUUCUACGUCAGUUUAAGACGGCUGUCCAGGAGAUAGUUGAGGAUAUCCGGCAGGGGGUCGGGACCCGCUACGGGCGCUGAGAAACUGUCUGAGCUCUGCAAACUGCUGCCUGACGCAGACGAGGAGGCUCGCCUGAAGAGGUUCAAGGCAGAACGCAGUGGGCUCGGGGAGUCUGACCUCUUCAUGAUUCUGCUAGUGGAAGUCCCCAGCUUUCGUCUGCGUCUGGACGCCAUGAUCCUGCAGGAGGAGUUUGACCCUGCCGUGACCUCUCUCUGUCUGGCAGCCAGAUGUCUGAGGGAGGCGGCCAGAGAGCUGUUGAGCUGUCCUGAGCUGCACUCUAUCCUCCGUCUGGUUCUGAAGGCAGGAAACUACAUGAACGCUGGUGGGUACGCAGGCAACGCAGCAGGGUUCCGAAUCCCAUCCCUGCUCAAGCUGGCUGACACUAAAGCCAACAAGCCAGGCAUGAACCUCCUGCACUUCGUGGCCAUGGAAGCGGUGAAAAAGGACCAGAGUUUACUGUCGUUUCCUGGCCAACUAGGACACGUCGGCCCCGCCUCCAGGUUGUGUGAGGAGUCGGUAGUAGAAGAUCUCUCCAGACUCCACAUGCGUGUGGCAUCCCUCAGGAUCAGUGUCCAGACGGAGGCAGAGAUCCAGCAGCUCACACGGUCUUUCCUGGAGGUGGCAGAGGACCGUCUGAAGGAAGCAGAGGAUGACGUGGAGGGGAUGAGGAUGUCCAGUCAGGCUCUGGUUGAAUUCUUCUGUGAGGAUGACAGCAUCUUUAAAUUGGAGGAGGCCUGCAGGGUCUUUCACUCCUUCUGCCUUCGCUUCCAAAGAGCCGUACAGGAAAACGCAGAGCGGGAACAGAAGGAGCAGAAGCGGAUGGAGCGAGAGCGUGAGAUGGUGGAGAAGCGUCGCUCCGUGGCCGUGUGUACAGGGCUGGACCUGGGUGUGGUUCUGGGUCGGGUGUCCCCACUGGGAACCCAGAAGAACCAGGAUGACCUGGAGAGAACCCUUGAGAACCUGAGCCACACCUGGAGCCAGCGCAGCCUUAGAACCCAGGAGAACCGCAGGCACUCCCACCACCUCCAGAACUUCAACUCUCAUCUCCUCCAAAACAACUCCUCAUCCUCCCCUCCUCCUCAAACCUCCUCCACCCACCUCCAGAACUACAACUCUCAUCUCCUCCAGAACACCACCUCCGCUCCUCUUCAGACAUAUCCCCACCUCAACAACUCCUCCAACCUCAGUAAUACCUCCAUCCACCCCCAGACCUCCCCAGGGCUUCCCUGCCCCACCUACCCCAGCCAGGAGAGGCCAUCCCUGGGGACAGAGACCAGGACAGAGCCCUUGGUCCAUCAGCACCAACCAGUCCUGGAGACUAAGAGACCAAAUCAUGAGGGGACAACUCAGACUCAAGUCUCACAAACUCAACAUGAACUGACUUCUAACGUCACUCAAACCCAGUGUGGACGUAGAUUCAAUGUCCCCCAAAACAGGCAGGACAUUAUUGCCUAUGUCACCCAAACGCAACAUGGAAUUGCUACUAACAUCAUUGAAAGCCGACUCGCACCAACGGCUCAAGUGACUGAACAUGAGCGGACAGUUGAUGCCAGCCCUGACCAGGAUGUACUGACCACUAAGUCUAUGGCCAGUCCUCAUAGACACUCCUCCACUACCACUACUGCCAUCCCCAGUGUGAGAAGAAAUACCAUUGGUCUUAGACACAGGCAUGACCUAGAGGGGACUGACCCUACCCCUGUUUCUCAGGAGAAACACACAGACUCCUCAGUCAGAGACGCAGCGCAUCAGGACCCUGACUUCGCUCCUCUCACACGGUCAACGGUCACUGAGGUGACUGAGCAGCCCUUUGAGAGCCAAUCAAAAUCAUCCAUGGCCACUGAUGCCUCAGACGGUGUCCAAUUGCAGGAGUCUAAGGGAGACAAGGAGACCACACAAGGAACUGGUGGUGCCUUGGCGCUGAGGCUUUCACCUGAGGGGGGAACAACCCAGCAGAGGGAAACAGAAUCUCGCUCUACACCAGUAGAACAGAAAUGGCUGCCUCCCAGCCUACCAGAGCUGAGCCCACAGCGGGCAUAUCAAUGCCCAGAGGUCUGCAGCCCUGACAGGGAGAGGGACCGGUCAUACCCACGUGUGGGCGAAACCCUGGAGUGCCACACCCUGGUCCGAGGCCUGCAUUCCUAUGACAACCUAUCCCCUCCUCCCACUCCAACCACACCUCUCCCCAAAGCCCCACCCAGCCUCUGCUCCAAGUGGAGGAAAGAGAGGCAGGCGGAGACUCCAGGGGCUGGUGCCGGACUUCCAAUGGGGAAAGAGGACUCUCGGAGCGGGGGGAACACCCCUGUUGUCCGAGGAGGGGCUAAGAGGGGCUUGGUACCCCGUGCACGUCUGCCUAACGAUACAGGCAUCCAUAGAGCCCGUUUAAUUUCCAAACCAGAGAUACAGACACCCACUGGCCCUGUCCCAAAUCCUAAUUUACAGACUACACCACGUUCCACUCGUCUGGCGUCCCCGUCCAUACGCAGCGCCUCCAUGCGCUCCUCACCCAUCACGCGUCCUACUACUACCCAGACAGAGGUGAAGCGAAGCAGUAGCACCAGGAGUGAGAGGAGCCAGGCUGGGGGUGCGAACCAGCAGCUGGCCCCAGGGAAACCCACCUUGACCCGCCGGGUAUCAGAGAGAGCUGGGCUGGGGCUUGGACCAGAGAGGGAGAGGACUUCUAGCACCAGCACCACUAGUAGUACAGCUACCACCCAGCCAGCCUUUGUCAGAGGCUCUCCUCUCAGGGUGACCAAACGUCUCGCCCCCACCUCCAACUCUGAGACCCAACACUCCUCUCAACCCCGCUCCACACACAGCCCCUGCUCUGCUACAGCUAAAACCAUCCGUACAGCUAUUAUAGCUGCGGCCAGGACUAAAACGGCCAAGACGAGCCCCGGCACAGAGGCCUCUAGAGCUGCUGUUUCUGCCUGUAAAACCCCCACAGCAACACGGAUACCUGGGCCUAAAAUGGACCGUCCUGUAUCCUCACCCAUGUGGAAGUGAUCAUGGCAGAUCAUACCACUUUUUCAACUUUAUACAGGAGUCUUACUUACACACGUACCUUGUGUGUAUUUGGGUCCAUUGUACAUGUAUGUGGGAAUCAGUAAAUGACUUGUAUCAGACCUCUCUGUUCUGGCGGAGUAGGUAGUUACUGGUCCAUUCAGACUCUAUUCAGCUUGUCCAGAAUUGAUGGGGCGUUUUCACUUAGGUCUCUCCCAUACACUUUCUUGUCUGCUGGGAAGAUAACAAAGGACUGCAACUCCAACAAAAUGGCUGCCACUACACCACUCUACAGCUGUUCUGUUUUGCAUAUGGGCUGUACUGUCACUGUAGAUAGAAAUGUUUUCUGUUCUACACACUACCUCCAUCCACUAGUGUCCUGUGCAGUCAACAGGGCACUUCAGGGAGAGACUACCCCCCAACCUGGACUUCGUCAAGCUCCUGAAAUGUGUGCCUCUGACCUUGUUCAUUUGUAGAAAAUCCUUAAUUUAGAAUUAUGUGGCACUGCGGCCUCCUCUGUGCCUUGGUCGUCCAACAGAUCAUUCUCAUCAACUUGUUUUUUUAGGGUGUAUGUUGAAAAUGGCAUUUUUUUUUUUCAAGGGGUUAAUUUAUUUAACUUUAGUUGUGUCCUAAAUGGCACCCUAUUCCCUAUACAUUGAGUAUACCAAAUAUCCUAAUAUUAAGUUGCACCACCUCCCUUUUACCCUCAGAACAGCCUCAAUUUGUCAGGGCAUAGUGCACUACUUUUGACAGGAGCCAAUAGCGCUCUGGUCAAAGGUAGUGCACCAUGUAGGGAAUAGGAAGCCAUUGGGGACCACCAUAUUUGAUCAGUCCAGCUCCUAUGUGCGACGUCAUUUCUGAGUCCUCAAUGAUUUGAGUGUGUAGUCUUAGAAGUGUAUUUGUAAAUGAAUAGGUGCAUGGACCAGACUCCUCAGACUGUGUGACCCUUCUUUCUCUUCCAUUGCUUUCUCACCUCGGGCUAUUUGUUUGCCCAAUCAGCAAUCAAUCAGUAUGAUAUUGAAUUGAUUAUUGGUAAUCGAUUGAUUUUGUUGGUUAUCCUAAUCUUGAAUGUGCUCUUCAUUUUGAUGCACUUUAACAAGUGAAGAGGUGACCUGUUGCUAGGAUACUCACUGUAAUAUUCUACUGCUGAUGUUUAUAUAAAAAAAGAGACUUAAAUUGAACGACAUGAAUUGUAAUCCAUGGCGACAAUGAGUGCAUUUGUAAAAUAAAAUAAAAAUGCUAAUCAC
This is a messenger RNA of Salmo salar (Atlantic salmon), 5537 nucleotides long. RefSeq lists its product as uncharacterized. Lineage: Eukaryota; Metazoa; Chordata; Actinopteri; Salmoniformes; Salmonidae. The record is from RefSeq and is a predicted model, not a curated record.